Molecule: messenger RNA, 1892 nt
Organism: Tyto alba (common barn owl)
Lineage: Eukaryota; Metazoa; Chordata; Aves; Strigiformes; Tytonidae
Gene: SIAE
Product: sialic acid acetylesterase
Biological process (GO): carbohydrate metabolic process
Molecular function (GO): sialate O-acetylesterase activity
Source: RefSeq, a predicted model, not a curated record
CGCCCCGUGGUGCCCCCGCCCCCCCCACUCAGGAUGGCGGCGUGGGCGCUGUUGGCGCUGGCUCCGGUGGCGGCAGGGGCGAUGCUUGGCUUCGCGUCCUACUACGGGGACCACAUGGUGUUGCAGAAGGAGCCGGCGGGAGCCGUGGUGUGGGGCUACGGGGCGCCGGGGGCUGCGGUGACCGUGAUUCUCUCCGGGGCCGGGGGACUUGUCGUCGUGAAGAAGGUGGCUCAAGUUAAAGGACCUUCUGGGACGUGGACAACUGUCCUGGACCCUAUGGAUCAAGGUGGUCCCUACGCACUGGCGGCCAGGCAGGGCUCAGAGAACGUGACGCUGCGGGACGUCUACUUUGGGGACGUGUGGCUUUGCAGCGGGCAGAGCAACAUGGCAAUGACAGUCUUGCAGAUCACCAAUGCCAGCUGGGAGCUCACCGCCGCCGCUCGCUACCCCUACGUCCGCCUCUUCGCCGCAGCGCCCGCCCGCUCCGAUGUGGAGCUGCAGGACCUGGAGCAGAUUGACUUGCCGUGGUCCAUCCCGACGGCUGAAAACCUGGGCCACGGGAAUUUCAGCUACUUCUCGGCCGUUUGCUGGCUGUUGGGGCGCUACCUCUACGAGGCCCUGCGGUACCCCAUCGGGCUGGUGGAGGCGGCCUGGGGGGGCACCCCCAUCGAGGCCUGGUCCUCCCGCAGCGCUCUGCGGGCAUGCGGGCUGCUGGAGGACGUGGAGAGCAGCUCCCCACCCUGGCACCUCACGGGCCCUCAAACUCCCUCUGUGCUCUGGAACGCCAUGAUCCACCCACUGCUCAACAUGACGCUGCGGGGUAUUGCUUGGUACCAGGGCGAGGCCAACGCCUUCCUGCACACAGACCGGUACAAUUGCACCUUCCCUGCGCUCAUCACCGACUGGCGCCGGGCUUUCCACACCGGAUCGGCCGGGCAGACAGAGCUGCUCCUCCCGUUCGGCUUUGUGCAGUUGUCCACCUAUCGCCGGCAGAGCCCAGACGACAGCUUCGCCCGUCUGCGCUGGCACCAAACGGCCGACCUGGGGGUCGUCCCCAACGCCAGGAUGCCCGGCACCUUCAUGGCCGUGGCGAUGGAUCUGGGCGAUGAGCACUCGCCCUACGGCAGCAUCCACCCCCGGGACAAGCAGAACGUGGCCCACCGGCUGCAGCUGGGCGCCAGGGCCGUGGCGUACGGGGAGAAAGACAUGGUUUUCCAGGGGCCGUACCCAACCUGUGCCGUCCCGGAGGUGACCAAGGGGCUGCUGAACAUCACCUACAACCAGGAGCUCGUCUGGCGCCGGAGGGACGCGCAGGCGUUCGAGGUGUGCUGCUCCAGCCAGCCGGCCCCGUGCGGGUGGCUGCCGGCACCCGUGGUGGCGGUGGAGUCCCGCACGGUGACGCUGGCCCUGGCUGGCUGCGGGACGCCGGCGCUGGCCUUGCGCUACGCCUGGGCCGAAUGGCCCUGCGACUACCAGUCCUGCCUCCUCUACAACCCCCAGGGGCUGCCCGCACCCCCCUUCCUCCUGGACCCCCUGCCCGCAGGGGCAACCCCCCGGCGCUGCGGAACAGCCAGAGGGAAGGAGCUGCUUCUCUUCCCCGGCUCUCCACAGGGAUUUCGAGCUGGUCCUGGACCCCCCCUUCCGUGACACCCCAAACCUCUUGGGGCACAGAGAGCUGACCCCCAUGGCAGGGUACUCGCAGGAUCCAGGGACCAGCCUCCGUCUGGGGGGUGGAAAGGCAGGGGAGCAAGGAGCUCUGCCAAAAAAAAAGCCCCCCAGCUUAAUGCUAAGAUGGGCUGGGACAUGGAUCUGCACAGGGCACAUUGCUCUGAAACAGCAGUGAGUGACUUCCACCUCCCUGUGUUAAAUAGUUAAUAAAACAGCUCAUUUUA